GCUUCAGCAAAUGUCGGAAACGGACAUCAAAGUGAGCGGGGUUUAGAUAGAUAUCUCGAAAGUCGAAAAAAUUUAAAUUGAUAGUUUUGAAUUUUCUGGUGCAUGAGGUGCUGUGAACCACCGAGAUGGAGCGACUAAGUUGGACGAAAAGUGCAAUAAUAAUUCCGAUAGGAUUUUUUCUAGUUUUAUGUAAUGCUCAGCAAGACGAAUACCCAUAUCCAAUCCAAAACAACCUCCUCUACAACCGAUUGGACUUAGAACAAAAAGGAAACAGUCUUCAGUGUUAUGAUUGCAAUUCGGAGUUCGAUCCUAGAUGCGGAGAUCCUUUUAAUCCUUACACAAUCGGCAUCAUCAACUGCAGCGACAGGGCGACACCCGAACACCUGGUUGAUCCGUUUGAUCCUGAUCAGAAGCUGAAACCGACACUUUGCAGGAAAAUGGUGCAGAAAGUUCAAGGUAAAACUCGUGUCAUCCGGACUUGCGGCUACAUACAAGACAAGCACGACGACAAGAACUGCUUCAGAAGAACAGGAACGAAAGACGUCGAAAUUUUCUACUGCUCCUGCACACGUUCGUUGUGCAAUGACGGCAACACUGUCAAACGUCCAGCUCGGAUCGUAAUAGCGUUAUUUACUAUUUUAGUUGUUAAACAACUUAUUGGAGGACUGUCAGCGUAAAGUAAAGCUGAAUAUUAGAUGUAAAAAAAGGAUGGGGUUUGUGUACAACUUUUAAAAAGGUACUUUUUAAGGUCUAAAGGAGGGUUAAUGCAGAUUAAUAGCAUUUAUGAGAUAUUCAAAAAUCGUCUAAUGGUAUUAAUAUGUUAAAUGAUGCUUUUACACACACAGUGCUUUACAAUAUUUUACGUAUGACCAUACUUAAUAAAAAAAAUCUGUAUAAUUUUUGACAUUGUUGGAAAUUGUAAAUCGGAAUCAAUAUUUUUGACUAUUGCUUGUAUAGUCAGUUAAUAAGUCUUCUGAAUAUAUGACCAGACAAACUUGAGUUUUCAGCGAAUUCAAAGAAAUAUUAAACUACUUUGAACAAAUUUAUAGAAUG
This is a messenger RNA of Psylliodes chrysocephalus, 1053 nucleotides long. Lineage: Eukaryota; Metazoa; Arthropoda; Insecta; Coleoptera; Chrysomelidae. The record is from the annotation of a GenBank genome assembly.